Molecule: messenger RNA, 637 nt
Organism: Galeopterus variegatus (Sunda flying lemur)
Lineage: Eukaryota; Metazoa; Chordata; Mammalia; Dermoptera; Cynocephalidae
Gene: NOPCHAP1
Product: chromosome unknown open reading frame, human C12orf45
Exons: 4
Coding region: 48-614 (188 amino acids)
Biological process (GO): box C/D snoRNP assembly
Molecular function (GO): box C/D methylation guide snoRNP complex binding
Source: RefSeq, a predicted model, not a curated record
CCUGCAUCCGGGCCUGGUUGCGCACGUUCGGAAGGCUGGCCGGAGGCAUGGAGGUCUCUGGCGGGCCUCAGGCGAUCUCGAGCUGUUCGUCGUCCACCCGCGACUGCUUGCAGAUCUCGGUGUCCGAGGAGCUGCUGACGGCAGGGAGCGACAGCCGCGGAGGAAUAUGGGACAAGUUGCUCAUCAACUCCAAGCCUAAUUCCAGGAAGAACUCCACUCUUCAAACAGUUCGGAUAGAGAGGAGUCCCUUAUUGGACCAAGUACAGACCUUUCUUCCACAGAUGGCCCAGGCAAAUGAGAAGCUAAGAAAAGACAUGUCAGCCGCACCACCUGGUCGUUUCAAUAUUGAAAACAUUGAUGGGACUCUUGGAAAAGUUAUACAAAUGGAUGUGGCCUUGUUUGAGAUGAAUCAGUCAGACUCAAAAGAAGAAGACAGUUCAGAAGAGAGUUCACAGGACAGUUCAGAGGACAGUUCAGAAUCUGAGGCUGAAGAUGACAGCAUCCCCGGUGAAGUCACCAUAGAUAACAUUAAGCUUCCUAAUUCGGAAGCUGGGAAAGGCAAGAUUGAAGUUUUGGACAGUCCAGGUAGUAAAAAAAAGGAAAUAGUGGAAUAAAAGAUCCAAAAAGAAACAGGUGA